Acanthamoeba castellanii str. Neff is the source of this 2379-nucleotide messenger RNA. RefSeq names its product RhoGEF domain containing protein. The coding region runs from base 1 to 2379 and encodes 792 amino acids. Gene Ontology annotation, cellular component: cytoplasm. The record is from RefSeq and is a predicted model, not a curated record. The transcript has 16 exons. Gene Ontology annotation, molecular function: guanyl-nucleotide exchange factor activity. Lineage: Eukaryota; Discosea; Longamoebia; Acanthamoebidae.
AUGGAGCUCCUGCAGCAGCGCAUGAAAGAGCGGACCAUGAGCACCGGAGGCGGCAGCUCUCCGGGAAGUCCCACCUUCGCCCGCAAACAGAACCGCAGCUCACGACAGCUCUCGCCCGGGGUGCCGCGCGUGGGCAGCGUCAUCGUGCAGAACGGCGAGCUCCCGACCGACCGCAGGGCUCUGGUGGUGGAAGAGAUAUUGAUGACCGAGGAGAACUACAUCGACGACCUCCGCCUAUGCAUCGACUACUACUUGUUCCCGCUCCGCAACUCGGCCCACCUGAUGAAGCCCGCCGACGUUACCCACGUCUUCUCCAACAUGGAAUUCCUGUACUUUAUUCACUGCGAGAUUUACCACAAGAUCAGCGAGAGUGUGAAUAAGGAGGACAAGGUGGCGACGCUCGAAGAGAUGGUGACCUCCAUUAGCAAGGUCUUCAUCCAAUACGCGGACAGGCUGGUUGCUGUGUACGGCCAGUACUGCGUGGACCACAUGCAAGCACUGGACCUCCUCCAGAAGUGCAUCACCACGACGCCCGCCCUAAAGACCUGGCUCGACACACAAGUGGAGAAGAUGACCCAGGGGCUCUAUCUGCGCGAUUUCCUCGUCAAGCCCAUCCAGCGCAUCUGCAAGUACCCGCUCCUGUUCCGGGAACUUACCAAGUUGACCGCCGAGGGAUCGCAGGACUUGGAGGACCUUCAGCAGACACAGUCCACCUUCGAAGAGAUUGCCGGGCGGGUCAACACCAACAAGGCCGCACAGGAGAACAAGAAGAAGAUCGAAGAAAUUGAAGGGGCCAUGGACGACUACAACAAACCGGUGACGUCGUUCGGCCGAGUGUUCCACAAGGAGGGAGACUUGAUGAAGUACAACAAGAAGCUCAAGGGCCAAGUGCGCUACUGCUUCCUGUUCAACGACAUGCUGAUCUACACGCAGAAGAAGGGAGCGCGCUAUCAGUUCAAGGGCGAAAUUCCCCUCAACGGCUCGCUUGUCAGCGACAUCAAUGCCAAGGGCGAAGCCGGCACCAAGCUUGCCAGCAUGGGCAAGGACGUCAACGUCGGAUUCCAGAUCACUCACCUCGAAGCCAAGCGUAUCUACUAUUUCUUCCCCGGUUCGGAGGCGGAGAAGAAGGAUUGGGUGCAGCGCGUGGAGGUCCUCACCCAGCAGGCCUUCGAGGCCGAGAAGAAGAGACGAGAGACAUCGCCCGACUCUGGCAGUGGCGGGAUCAGUCCGAUAGGCCGCUUUUGGAAGGGCCGGCGGGAGACGAACGUCACCCUCAACUCGAUCACAGCCAAGUACGGCGCCAUGUCGCCGGCCAGCGCCGAGAGGAACGCCGUCCCCAUCAAGCCCGUCUCUCCCUCCUCCAGAUCAAAUGGAGCCGAUGAAAAUGGCAGCGGCGAGGAGAGGCCCGCGACUGGCCUCGCCAGCCGGACGAGCGGGCUCAAGCAGCGGCCGUACAGCAUGCAGGUGUCCGAAGUCAGCUCCAGCGGCAGCGAGGUUCAGCAGAUGAUGAAAGCGAUCGACACGAUGGUCGGACUGGAAAAGCUCGAGCGUGCCAAGCUGGGUGAGCGCAUCCGGGACCUGGAGAGGAAGUGGAGCGAGUCGCAGCAGGCACACGACGAGAAGGUCGAGCAGAUGACCAAGGUGAUCAGCGAGCAGGAGGAGCGAUACAAGCGACUCGAAGAGACCCUGCUGAAGAUCGUGGCCGACAACGAGCAGCAGCGGGCGGAGGCCAAGCGGGCCGAGGAAUUCGAGGCACUCAAGCAGCAGCUCGAGGAGGUUCAGGCCAAGGUGGGCACCCUCGCCGAUGAGGUCACCGCGGCGAAGACGACCGAAGAACAAACGCCAGCGCCGACCACCACCACCACCACUACCCCCACCAGCCAGCCGGUCGACAACAACUCAGAGACGAACGAGAAAGAAGAGAAGGAGGUGAAGGAGAAAGACACCACCACGGUCGCGGAAAAGAACGAAGACAAAAAGAAGAAGAUGGCGGAGGAAAAAGAGGAAGAGAAGGAGCCGAUCAAGCCCAAGGAUGUUACCGAUGACGCAUCGUCGCCCGCGAAGAAGGAGAAGCAGCCAGCGACGGCGGCCACCGCUUCGCCCUCGACGCCCAAGAAGAAGACUGCAAAGGCCAAGACCUCGACUGCCGCCACGCCACCGACGAGCGGUGGCGACGGCGACGAGCCCGAUCUGGGCGUCUUCUCGCCGCGCAAGGGGCUCAGCAAGGGCAAGGACAGCUCCGGGUCGCGAUUCGGCGGACUCUUCGGCGGCAAGAAGGCGAGCGCCAGCACCGACUCUGCCGAGAAGGAGAAGGAGAAGAAGAAGGAGAAGGAGAAGGCGCCCAAGAAGAAGACAACACCCGCCCAAAGCAAGCCCUAG